AGAGAGAAAGAGGUCAGAGAGAAAGAAGAGAAAGAGGUCAGAGAGAGAGAGAUAGGGGGGGAAAGAGAGAGAGAGAGAGAGGGGAAAGGAGAGAGGGAGAGAGAGAGAGAAGAGAAAGAGAGAAAGAGGUCAGAGGAGAGAGAGAGAGAAGGUCAG
Molecule: messenger RNA, 156 nt
Organism: Salvelinus sp. IW2-2015
Lineage: Eukaryota; Metazoa; Chordata; Actinopteri; Salmoniformes; Salmonidae
Exons: 3
Source: RefSeq, a predicted model, not a curated record